Molecule: messenger RNA, 936 nt
Organism: Ornithorhynchus anatinus (platypus)
Lineage: Eukaryota; Metazoa; Chordata; Mammalia; Monotremata; Ornithorhynchidae
Product: olfactory receptor 5L2
Exons: 1
Coding region: 1-936 (311 amino acids)
Biological process (GO): G protein-coupled receptor signaling pathway; sensory perception of smell
Cellular component (GO): membrane
Molecular function (GO): odorant binding; G protein-coupled receptor activity; olfactory receptor activity
Source: RefSeq, a predicted model, not a curated record
AUGGAGAAGGGAAAUUGCACUAUGGUGACUGAAUUCAUUCUCCUAGGAUUCUCGGAUCACCCUGAACUGCAGCUCUUCUUCUUCCUGCUAUUCCUAGUCAUGUAUGGCAUCACGGUGGUGUGGAAUCUGGGGAUUAUUGUUCUGAUCAAGAUCAGCUCCCAACUUCAUACACCCAUGUACUUUUUCCUCAGUCAUCUGUCCUUUGUGGAUCUCUGCUAUUCCACCACUAUCGUGCCCAAGAUGUUGACCAACAUCGUAACACAGAGCCACACCAUUUCCUACCCAGGAUGUUUGGUACAGUUCUACUUGUUCUGCACUUGUGUGGUCACUGAGGUCAUCUUGCUGGCACUGAUGGCUUAUGAUCGCUUUGUGGCCAUAUGUUACCCAUUGCAAUAUAUGGUCACCAUGUCCCCAAACCUCUGCAUCCAGCUGGUGACUGGUUCAUACCUUUGUGGCAUGGUGUGUUCCACGAUUCAUACGUGCUUAGCCCUUAAGGUGUCUUCCUUCCAAUCUAAAAACGUGAACCACUUUUUCUGUGACCUACCCACCCUCCUAUCACUGUCCUGCUCUGAAGUAAGCCUGAACAAGCUGUUACUGCUCACGGUGGCCAGCUUUAAUGAGAUCGGUACUAUUUUGAUCAUUCUUAUCUCUUAUGGGUUCAUCCUCAUCACCAUCCUGAGAAUCCAUUCUACUGAGGGCAGGCGCCGAGCCUUCUCCACCUGUGCCUCUCACUUCACCGCCAUCGCCGUCUUCCAUGGAACCAUUCUCUUCAUCUACUGCCAACCCGGUACCGGCAAGAACAUGGACAUAGACAAAGUGGCCGCUGUGUUCUACACCGUUGUGAUCCCCAUGCUGAACCCCCUGAUAUACAGCCUGAGGAACAAAGAUGUGAAACAUGCCUUGAGGAAGUGGAUUGGACCAAAAAUUCUUUCUUAG